CGGGGGGGGCCCCGGGCAGGGAGCAGCGGAGGGGCCCCGGCAGCCGGCGGUGCCGUCGGGGCUACCGUGGCUACCGUGUUGGCGAUGGGCAGCGUGCGGGGCGCCGCGCUGCGGGCGCUGGUGUCGGUGGCCGCCGGGCUACUGGCGUGCGGAGGGGCGAGCGAGUACGACUAUGUCAGCUACCAGUCCGACCUGGGCCCCUACCCGGGCGGGCGCUUCUAUGCCAAGCCCCACCAGUGCGUGGCCAUCCCCGCAGACCUGCGGCUGUGCCACAGCGUGGGCUACGAUAAGAUGGUGCUGCCCAACCUGCUGGACCACGAGACCAUGGCCGAGGUGAAGCACCAGGCGAGCAGCUGGGUGCCGCUGCUCAAUAAGAACUGCCAUAUGGGCACCCAGGUCUUCCUCUGCUCCCUCUUUGCCCCCGUCUGCCUGGACCGGCCGGUGUACCCGUGCCGCUGGCUCUGCGAGGCCGUGCGUGACUCCUGCGAGCCCGUCAUGCAGUUCUUUGGCUUCUUCUGGCCCGAGAUGCUCAAGUGUGACCAGUUUCCCCAGGAUGAUGUCUGCAUUGCCAUGACAGCCCCCAAUGCCACCGAGGUCUCCAGGCCCAAAGGAACAACCGUGUGUCCCCCUUGUGACAACGAGAUGAAGUCGGAGGCCAUCGUGGAGCAUCUGUGUGCCAGCGAGUUCGCUCUGAAGAUGACCAUAAAGGAAGUGAAGAAGGAGAACGGGGACAAGAUGAUCGUCCCACGCAAGAGGAAGGCGCUGAAGCUGGGCCCCAUCCGGAAGAAGAACCUGAAGAAGCUGGUGCUGUACCUGAAGAAUGGGGCUGACUGUCCCUGCCAUCAACUGGACAACCUCGGCCACUACUUCCUCAUCAUGGGCCGCCAGGUGAAGACCCAGUACCUGCUGACGGCCAUCUACAAGUGGGACAAGAAGAACAAGGAGUUCAAGAAGUUCAUGAAGAAGAUGAAGUCUCCCGAUUGCCCAACGUUUCCAUCUGUCUUCAAGUGAUGGGCAAUGGGGGAGCCGCUGCCUGGACCUGUCUCCCUCCUUAUGCUCCUUGGAGCUUCCCUUGCUGACCCCAGGCUCCCACCUCCAUGAGUGUGACAUGCACCAGGCGCGGUUCACGCCUGCAGCAUCCAGCAUCCUGCUCCUGUGUGGAUGCAGACGUUCAUUUAAGCAGCAGCUACCAGGUAAAGAGGGCAAGCAGAGCGGGGCCAGGUUAUGUCAGGAGGUGACAGAAAGGACCCUCGUGACUGUCUGUGGCUGCAGGACUGCCCUAAAGUAACUCCUGUUUGAACCAGAGCUUCCCGAUUAUCCUCACAAUUAAAGUUAAUAGUGGACAACCUGUUACAACCUCUGAUAAAACCUCCUCAUAGCUAAUUGUCCUCACUGUAAAAAAGCCCCAUUGUAGUGUAAACCUGCUUAGUUUAAGCCUUAACCCUGGGGUCCUUAUGAUGCCUUGAUAGAGCUGGACUGGGGAGCUCUCCCUGAUGAGCAUCUCCUGUGAUGUGCCACCGGGAUGCCUGCGCUGGCCUCUGCACCCAGCCGAGCCUGGCCCCGUGCUGGUCCUGCCUGGUGCGAUGGAGCAGCAGCCACGUUCAGCUCAGCAUCCCCACAUCACCUUCCAUGGAGGGCUUCCCAUGCACGUGUGGCCUUUGCAGCCCAGGGCUGUGGCCAAGGAGAGCUCGUGUCACUCCCUGCCUUUACCAGUGAUGCUUUCCUAGCUUCUUCAGGCUGCAGGUUCCAGAUGGACCAGGGCUUGUCCCUAUGGAGCGCUAUGGGAAACGCAUCGUCUCCAUCUUUACCUCUUUGUGGUUGCUGUGGGAGCUCUCAGUUUCCAGGUUUUUAUGUGUGACAACUCAGCUUUGUGUCAUUCUGGGCUCGGGUGGGGUUUUUUUCCCUAAUCAAAAUGUCAUGUUAGCAUGAGGUCAAAUAGUUUAUGAAAGACAAGGAAUAUUGGAUCCAAAUGAUUACAUUUAUCGACCAAGCUGAAAUUCAUUAUUCUGUUAAUUGGACAAGUUCUCUUUUCCAUAGACCCCUCUUGCUCCACAUUAAUUUUACUGUCCUCCUUCCAUUCACUGUUCUCAUCAAUCACAAUUGCUCUUUAAGGGAAUGAAUCUCUUGCCAUCUGAGAUAGUCCUAUUGUAUUGCAGUUAAGUGAAACAACAAACCCUCCUUCUGGAGGUUUCAACCCACCCCACUCAAAGCUGCUGAAUCAAUUGUUCCUUAGCUCGGGAGUGCUGUUUGUUCCCCACGUGGGAAUAUUCCCCGUAUGGGAAUAAACAGAGCCAUGGACUCAAUGGUAGAAGAAUUCCAUGAAGGAGCCAAGUGCACUGCGGAGGGAUGUUUUACAGCGAACGGAGAUGGAUUUAGGACGUGAGCUCUGUAGAAGGUCCCAUUAGGCUGGCUUAGGCCACCACUUGUACUAGCACUGUUUGAUGCAGAUUAAUCAUUGUAGAUAAUGUGCUUUAUCAGUGGAUUAAAGAAAUAGACUGUGGGCUUCAGCAUCACAGAUUGAUGAGGUGCAGUCAUGGGGAAGGUGGACAGAUCCAGCCUGGUCCCACAGGUCAGGACCUGGAACUGAGCUGGAACAUGGUUAUCCUGGAGCAUCCUUGGCAACAGCACCCGGAUCCUCCUCCCAUUGCCUUUGCUUCCACAGCUGAAGAGGAAUUGGGUGUGAAUGAGGGAUGCUUAACCCUUCCAUAGUGCUGGGGCUUUAUGCUGCCACCCAGGCUGCUGGUGGGUGUCCUCUAGCACCCUGCUGUUCAUUUACUGCAUUGAAAACACACACUUCAGCAGGAAGCAGCCAACCAAAGACCAAACCACAUCCCAUGCACGUGGAGCCCCUUUGCCAAGUCUUGGAUGCAGCAGUGGGUGAAGUGAUGGUGCAGUGGCCUCUGCCACAGAGCAUGGAAGGAUUGGGUGUGAGUUUCUUAAUGCCACUGGUGCUUUCCUCUGCACAAGCAGUUCAGAAACAAUCAGUUCUUUCCAACGCCCCUCUCACAGUGGGUGUUUGCCUUUGAGAAACCAAUUGGAGCUGCUGGGGAGGUUGGGAUGUGGUAUUCCAGACACGGGGAUACCUGGAAAGUGAUUUUACCAUUCUCUUGCCAAAGUGCUCCAUAACUUGGCAACUGCUUCCAUUGGGUCAACCGGGCAUUGCUCUCCUUUCCCCCGGGCUCUUUUGGUACAUGGAGGCUUUUGGUAUCAAUAGCAGCACCAAAAGGAAAGUGUUUCAUGUACCAUUGUGGUGUAAGCCAUUCUGGUGCCUUUGCAAUCUGUUUUGAUGCAACUUUAAAUAGCUCAUUUAGAAAAGUGUGGCCAAUGAGCAGGCAAAACCUGGUGGUUAUAGAGUUCACAGGAGGCCAUAAACCCUGUGCUGAUGGACAGUGCUGUGGGUACCCUCCUGAUGCACAGACAAUGGGUGAUGCUGCCAAAGCCCCUGAGCCAGAAACAGCAUCCUGUGUACACCGAUGUGUCCGUGCAGCUGAGACCUUCUGGGCAUGGGGAAGGGAAGAUGCUUUGUAUUGUCUGAGCCCCCAGCUCCUCCAUGAUACAUCCCUGCUGUGGAGCCAAGGCCAGGAGACAUUUGCCAUGCAGCAUCGUGCCUCUGAAGAGGUCCAGGGGAUGCAGGAGCCGUACAGGCAGCUUGUGCAGGGCUGGGAUCAAGGGGACCCCCAUGGCUCAGAGCUGUGUUACCAUGGGGUAACACCGUGUUCUGCCACUGCUGUGUGGCUGUGCAGGGACCGUGGGGCAGGGUGCUCUGCUUUGGGUGCAUUCCAAAGGGAGGCAGGUGCUUGGGUGAGGUGAUGGGAGGGAGGCAGGUUCCCACUUGCCUUGCCAAGCAGGACCAAUGUGUGGGACAUCAGCAGAGGCAGCAGGGGAAGAGGCUCAUGUGGCUGUGGGCAGCAUCCCUGCUCCCAUAAGACAGCAGUCCCUACACAUGCUCAUUGGGAAUAAAAGGGGUGAGGGGCUGGGUGUGCUUGGCAGAGCUGUGCUCAGGUUUAAGGGCUUUACUUGCCUCGUCUAUGUCAGAGAUGUGAGAACAGCUCAAGGUGCAUACGAACUAUCUCUUGAAGGGCAAAUACUCAAAUAGGAUUCAUGUAGAAGCUGGUAAGGAGGGGACACAAAGUGCCUCAAUGCAGGCACAAGCAUGUGAGCAGAGCAAGAUCUUGGUGUCUUGGGAAGCUCUUGCACGAGCACAACGCCUGCUGCAGCAGAGCACUGCUUGCCUUUCUCACAGUGUAUUUAGAUGAAGAAAUCUGUACUUGAUUGCUCUACUUUGUUUUAAACUUGUGGUUGAUAUAAACACAUUAUGGCUUCUGUUUUCUCUCUCCUGUGAUUGGAACAAGAAACUCCUCAAUAAAAUGCCUUUUUCUUUUCUUUGGAA
Messenger RNA from Melopsittacus undulatus (budgerigar), 4390 nucleotides. It is a transcript of the gene SFRP1, whose product is annotated as secreted frizzled related protein 1. Gene Ontology annotation, biological process: canonical Wnt signaling pathway; non-canonical Wnt signaling pathway. The coding region runs from base 85 to 1011 and encodes 308 amino acids. Lineage: Eukaryota; Metazoa; Chordata; Aves; Psittaciformes; Psittaculidae. The record is from RefSeq and is a predicted model, not a curated record. Gene Ontology annotation, molecular function: Wnt-protein binding. The transcript is spliced from 3 exons.